CCCCCGCCCCUGAUCCACGCCCAGACCCUAGAGCCGGAGGACCAUGGCCGGCCAGGGGGACUGCUGCGUCAAGGUGGCCGUCAGGAUUCGGCCCCAGCUGUCAAAGGAGAAGAUUGAGGGCUGUCACAUCUGUACCUCUGUCACCCCCGGGGAGCCCCAGGUCCUUCUGGGGAAGGACAAGGCCUUCACCUAUGACUUUGUCUUCGACCUGGACACCUGGCAGGAACAGAUCUAUUCGACCUGUGUGAGCAAGCUCAUCGAGGGCUGCUUCGAGGGCUACAAUGCCACAGUGCUGGCCUAUGGGCAGACAGGGGCCGGGAAGACAUACACGAUGGGCACUGGCUUUGACACGGUGACGUCGGAGGAGGAGCAAGGCAUCAUUCCAAGGGCCAUAGCACACCUCUUUGGGGGCAUUGCCGAGCGCAAGCGGCGGGCACAGGAGCAGGGUGUGGCCGGGCCUGAGUUCAAAGUCAGCGCUCAGUUCCUGGAGCUCUACAAUGAGGAGAUCCUUGACCUGUUUGACAGCACCCGUGACCCUGAUGCCCGCCACCGCAGGUCCAACAUCAAGAUUCACGAGGAUGGGAAUGGUGGCAUCUACACCACGGGUGUCACUUCCCGCCUCAUCAACUCCCAGGAGGAGCUGAUCCAGUGCCUAAAGCAGGGGGCCCUGUCCCGCACCACGGCCAGCACCCAGAUGAACGUGCAGAGCUCACGCUCACACGCCAUCUUCACCAUCCAUGUGUGCCAGAUGCGCGUGUGCACCCAGCCGGACCCUGUGAACGAGGUGGUGACCGGGCUUCCUGAGGGCACCGCUCCCACCAGUGAGUAUGAGACGCUCACUGCUAAGUUUCACUUUGUGGACCUGGCUGGCUCAGAGCGGCUGAAGCGGACGGGGGCCACCGGCGAGCGGGCCAAGGAGGGCAUCUCCAUCAACUGCGGGCUGCUGGCCUUGGGCAACGUGAUCAGCGCCUUGGGGGACCAGAGCAAGAAGGUGGUACACGUGCCAUACAGGGACUCGAAGCUCACUCGGCUCCUCCAGGACUCACUGGGGGGCAACAGCCAGACCAUCAUGAUCGCCUGUGUGAGCCCCUCAGACCGGGACUUCAUGGAGACGCUCAACACACUCAAGUAUGCCAACCGGGCCCGCAACAUCAAGAACAAGGUGGUGGUGAACCAGGACAAGACGAGCCAGCAGAUCAGCGCCCUGCGGGCUGAGAUCGCUCGCCUGCAGAUGGAGCUGAUGGAGUAUAAGGCGGGCAAGAGGGUGAUCGGGGAGGACGGUGCCGAGGGCUACAGUGACCUGUUCCGGGAGAACGCCAUGCUGCAGAAGGAGAAUGGGGCACUGCGUCUGCGGGUGAAGGCCAUGCAGGAGGCCAUCGAUGCCAUCAACAACCGCGUCACGCAUCUCAUGAGCCAGGAAGCCAAUCUGCUUCUGGCCAAGGCCGGUGAUGGCAAUGAGGCCAUUGGUGCCCUGAUCCAGAACUACAUCCGGGAAAUCGAGGAGCUGCGGACGAAGCUGCUGGAGAGCGAGGCCAUGAAUGAGUCCCUGCGCCGCAGCCUCUCCCGGGCCUCCGCUCGGAGCCCCUACUCCCUGGGCGCGUCUCCAGGCGCUCCCGCCUUCGGGGGCAGCCCGGCCAGCUCCAUGGAGGAUGCCUCAGAGGUGAUCCGCCGGGCCAAGCAGGACCUGGAGCGGCUCAAGAAGAAGGAGGUCAGGCAGCGGAGAAAGAGCCCGGAGAAGGAGGCCUUCAAAAAGAGGGCAAAACUCCAACAGGAAAACAGUGAGGAGACCGACGAGAAUGAGGCUGAGGAGGAGGAGGAAGAGCGAGACGAGAGUGGCUGUGAGGAAGAGGAGGGCCGUGAGGAUGAAGACGAGGACUCGGGCAGCGAGGAGAGCCUGGUGGACUCGGACUCAGACCCUGAUGAGAAGGAGGUGAACUUCCAGGCCGACCUGGCCGACCUGACGUGUGAGAUCGAGAUCAAGCAGAAGCUGAUCGAUGAGCUGGAGAACAGCCAGCGGCGGCUGCAGACCCUGAAGCACCAGUACGAGGAGAAGCUGAUUCUGCUUCAGAACAAGAUCCGGGACACACAGCUGGAGCGCGACCGCGUGCUGCAGAACCUCAGCACCAUGGAGUGCUACACGGAGGAGAAGGCCAACAAGAUCAAGGCGGAUUAUGAGAAGCGGCUGCGGGAGAUGAACCGGGACCUGCAGAAGCUCCAGGCCGCGCAGAAGGAGCACGCACGGCUGCUCAAGAACCAGUCCCGCUAUGAGAGGGAGCUGAAGAAGUUGCAGGCCGAGGUGGCCGAGAUGAAGAAGGCCAAGGUGGCCCUGAUGAAGCAAAUGCGUGAGGAGCAGCAGCGCCGGCGGCUGGUGGAGACUAAAAGGAACCGGGAGAUUGCUCAGCUCAAGAAGGAACAGCGACGACAGGAGUUUCAGAUCCGAGCGCUCGAGUCCCAGAAGCGGCAGCAGGAAAUUGUCCUGAGGAGGAAAACCCAGGAGGUUUCUGCACUGAGGCGCCUGGCCAAGCCCAUGUCCGAGCGGGUGGCGGGGCGUGCGGGACUGAAGCCUCCCAUGCUGGACUCGGGGGCUGAGGUGUCAGCCAGCACCACAUCAUCUGAGGCUGAAUCAGGGGCCCGCUCCGUCUCCAGCAUCGUGCGCCAGUGGAACCGCCAAAUCAACCACUUCUUGGGGGACCACCCCGCAUCUGCUGUCAAUGGUACCCGCCCUGCUAGAAAGAAGUUCCAGAAGAAGGGGGCCAGCCAGAGCUUCAGUAAGGCUGCAAGGCUCAAGUGGCAGUCCCUGGAACGGAGGAUUAUUGACAUCGUCAUGCAGAGGAUGACCAUUGUCAACCUAGAGGCUGACAUGGAGCGGCUCAUCAAGAAAAGGGAGGAGCUGUUCCUCCUGCAGGAGGCGCUGCGGAGGAAGCGGGAACGGCUGCAGGCUGAGAGCCCGGAGGAGGAGAAGGGCCUGCAGGAGCUGGCCGAGGAGAUUGAGGUGCUGGCGGCCAACAUCGACUAUAUCAACGACAGCAUCACCGACUGCCAGGCCACCAUCGUGCAGCUGGAGGAGACCAAGGAGGAGCUGGACUCCACGGACACAUCCGUGGUCAUCAGCUCCUGUUCCCUGGCCGAAGCCCGCCUCCUGCUGGACAACUUCCUCAAGGCAUCCAUCGACAAGGGGCUGCAAGUGGCACAGAAGGAGGCCCAGAUCCGGCUGCUGGAGGGGCGGCUGAGGCAGACCGACAUAGCAGGCUCCUCUCAGAACCACCUGCUCCUGGACGCCCUGCGAGAGAAGGCGGAGGCGCACCCCGAGCUGCAGGCCCUCAUCAACAACGUGCAACAGGAGAACGGCUACGCCAGCACGGAUGAGGAGAUCUCCGAGUUCUCCGAGGGGAGCUUCUCCCAGUCAUUCACCAUGAAAGGUUCCACCAGCCAUGAUGAUUUCAAGUUCAAGGGUGAGCCCAAACUAUCUGCCCAAAUGAAGGCUGUGUCAGCUGAGUGCCUGGGUCCCCCGCUGGAUAGCUCCACCAAGAACAUCACCAAGUCCCUGGCCUCCCUUGUUGAGAUCAAAGAGGACGGAGUCGGCCUCUCCGUCCGAGACCCGUACUACCGAGACAAGGUCUCACGUACCAUCAGCCUGCCCAGCAGAGGCAGUACUUUCCCCCGGCAGUCUCGAGGCACGGAGACAUCCCCUCUGACCCGAAGGAAGUCGUAUGACCGAGGGCAGCCCAUUAGGUCCACAGAUGUGGGAUUCACGCCCCCUUCGUCCCCUCCUACUCGGCCCCGCAAUGACCGGAACGUCUUCUCUCGUCUCACCAGUAAUCAGAGCCAAGGCUCAGCACUGGACAAGUCUGAUGACAGCGACUCCUCUUUGUCGGAGGUCCUGAGGGGCGUCAUCACCCCCGUUGGAGGAGCCAAGGGAGCGAGGACGGCCCCACUGCAGUGUGUCUCCAUGGCCGAGGGCCACACCAGGCCCAUCCUCUGCCUGGACGCCACAGACGAGCUCCUGUUCACAGGAUCCAAAGACCGCAGCUGUAAGAUGUGGAACUUGGUCACAGGCCAGGAGAUCGCGGCCCUAAAGGGCCACCCCAACAACGUGGUGUCCCUCAAGUACUGUAGCCACUCCGGGCUUGUGUUCUCCGUGUCUGCCUCCUACAUCAAGGUGUGGGACAUCCGGGACUCGGCCAAGUGCAUCCGGACCCUCACGUCCUCUGGCCAGGUGACCUCUGGGGACGCCUGUGCCGCCGCAUCCACCCGUGCGAUCACCAGUGCUCAGGGGGAGCAUCAGAUCAACCAGAUCGCCCUCAGCCCCUCAGGCACCAUGCUGUAUGCUGCUUCGGGCAACGCGGUCCGCAUCUGGGAGCUGAGCAGGUUCCAGCCGGUUGGCAAGCUGACUGGCCACAUCGGCCCUGUGAUGUGCCUGACCGUCACCCAGACCGCCAGCCAGCACGACCUGGUGGUGACCGGCUCCAAGGACCACUACGUGAAGAUGUUCGAGUUGGGUGAGUGUGUGACGGGCACCAUUGGUCCCACGCACAACUUUGAACCCCCACACUAUGACGGUAUCGAGUGUCUUGCCAUCCAGGGAGAUGUCCUAUUCAGUGGCUCCCGGGACAAUGGCAUCAAGAAGUGGGACCUAGAGCAGCAGGAGCUCAUUCAGCAAAUCCCCAAUGCACACAAGGACUGGGUGUGUGCCCUGGCCUUUGUCCCGGGCCGCCCCAUGCUACUGAGCGCCUGCCGCGCAGGCGUCAUCAAGGUCUGGAACGUGGACAACUUCACGCCCAUUGGUGAGAUCAGGGGCCACGACAGCCCCAUCAAUGCCAUCUGCACCAACACCAAGCACAUCUUCACUGCUUCCAGCGACCUGACGGUGAAGUUCUGGAGCGUGCGGCGGUUACCCCGCGGGCCACACUAGGAGCACGCAGCUGAGCUCACCCCGGCUGCUUUUCUGAGGACGGCUCCCAGACCCUCGGCCCCCCCACCCCCACCCCAGCAGCCUGGACAGCGCAGAAGGGAAGCUGUGGUCUGACGGGGCCAACUGCCCUGGGGACAGAGGGUGUGGGCCUCGGGUAUGGCCCCUCUCCUGCUCUCCUGCCUCUCCCUUGACCUUCCUACAGGAUACUAUUCCCCUUGCCUCUUGGGGGAGAGAGAGAGGCUGAGGAGGAAUUUAAGCUGUGAAGCCAAAGGGCAUUUUCCCAUCUCAUCUUUCUCCCUGCAGCCCCUGGGGCUCCCCUUGCCCUCCCUCUGGCCACAUUCUCUCCUGCUGAGCUGGCCGAGCCCUUCCUUAACCUCUGGCCCAGUCAUGGGGACCUGUAGGGGGAGGUGAAGCAGCCCCAGCCCCUGCCGUGCCCCCUGAUGAACAGGCCUCCCCUUCUGUCCCCUAAUCCAGCCUCUGGAGCCACUGCACCUGCCUCUGAGCCCAAAAUGAUAGUCCUCAGGUAACCAUGGAAACCAGGUGUUGGCAGCUGGUCCCUGCAGCUGACCCUUAGCCCCUUGGCCACCAACAGCUGUUUCCCGUUGUUGACCCCAGCCAUCCCUUGGGGUCCCUUUCCAAUGGGGCCAAGGUAGAGCUGCUAGAAAAAUUCCUCUGGGGAGAUGGUCAGAAAUACUUCCGCUAUUUAUUUUAUUUUAUUUUAUUUUAUUUUUUUGUGGUUGCCUCCUGGAAACUGACUUGAAGUUUCUCCCCCAAAUGUUCUUUUCCUCAGCACUCGGGGGCCAGGAAUCCAAAGGGAAUCCGCCCGACCAGCCCUCCAGGGCCACCUCCUCUGUUCGCUUUGCAGCUCAGCCCGUCCCAGACUUUACCCCCAGGGACCAUUCUAGUGCACCCCUGACCUCUAGGCCGCCUGACGCUUCAGUGCCUUCCUCCACCCCGGGGCCUGGCCCCCAUGCUGGGCAGCCUUACACCAGCCAUGCCCGCGGCACCACAUGUGUCUUUGCACUAGCGGGGUCCCAUGCCCGCUGCCCCCAGAAGGCAGGGGAGCUCCACCCCACAGCCCAGGGCCAGGGGGCCCCCCUUCCCAGAGUCCUGUGUGGGCCACGUAGGAAGCAGCUCAGAGGAUUGUGUCUACCAGGGGGUGGCUUGGAUGGUGAGGAUGGCCCAGCCCCGUCCCCAGCUCACCUGUGUUCUCACCCCGACAGGGACGGGAGUCCUUCUGGACUCUUUCUCUCUGGUUAUUCAGGAGACACGUUUUCAAGCCUUAAAACUGGCAUGGGGCAAGAGGCCCUCCCGUUUUAGAUUAGCAGCGAAGAAGAAAUUCAUUGAGUUCCUUUUUACCUUGGGGCUGUGGGCUCACGGCUCUGGGGAUGUGGCAAAUCCGUGUUCCAGCGCCCCCUGUUGGGGCAAUUCUGAAUUUACAGGACCGGGCCCUGGGAGGCGUCCCGGGACAUCCCUCCGCCCCAACAUGUCCACAGUGGUUUCUCCAGUGCUUAACGGGUCCUGUGCUUCCUCUCCUCGGUCUGGGAGUCAGGAGCCCCGACUCUCUUCGGAGAUAAUGCGGUGACUAUUAGACCUUCCAGAGGUGGCUCUGUGUUUGACCUCUGUGACCCUGCGUAUUUGGCCAGGUGAUCAGAGCCCCCUCUGUGCGGCCCUGGUGGGGCACACAGGGCAGAGGAGGCCGCCCUAGCAGCAAAAGGGAAAAACCCCUGCAGGGCCUGAAUCCCCAGCCCUGCUUCCCCGCUGUCCUGGGAGGUCCCUGCCUGCCCCAGUUGUAGAGUCUGGGUAAGCUAGUGUGUGCAAGAAAGCGCCCACCCCUGGAGCCUGUCCUCCUGGAGCCUGGGACAGUCUGCCUGCACCUCGGAAGUCCCUCCUCCUCCAGCCAGCGCAGGGGGCCCCGGCUGCUCCCUCGGCCACGUGGAAGCAGGCGCCUCUUCCCUUCCCAUCCUUCUCCCCACCUGAUUGGAAAGCUUCAACCUUGCAACCUGUAAGAAAGACUCCAUCUGCAUGACUGUUUACAAACCGUAGAAACACAAAAGACUGUGCUGCCCCCACGGGCCGGGGCAGCCCCAGCCCAGAACGGUACUGUAGCUGCAAAGGCCCGUUCUUGCGCGAGACAUGACCUUAGGGCCUGCGAGAGGUGCUCAGCAGCAUUGCCUACUUCCUGCUGUUUCUGUUGGGUCAGCUACCUCAUGGCAGGCCGGCUCUGCUGCCCUGGCGACUAUCAUUGACUCUAAACUUGAAGUCCCUCGGGAGCCCUGAGUCCUGCUGAAAUCUGUGCUCCAAGAGCUCGGAGUCUCUGUCUACUCCUCCAGGGAUGUCCAAGGUACAUAGUCAGGGGGCAGGCCCCCAACGUCCUAAAGGUUGGAAGCACAAAAUGGUUGUGGUUUGAGCACAGAUAGCAGGGCUGGUGGUGGGUGGCCUGGGCAGACCUGGGACCAGGGGCUCACCCAGCUUGGUUCUGUCUGCAGUUACACUGAGUAUGUCUGCAUCUGGCGUGGGCAUUUCCUCGCUCAGGCCAGGGCUCAGCCCAGGGCUUGUCCCGCUUCUGGGGGGGCUCGUCCUACUCCUUACUUUGCCCAUCUGCAGACCUGAGUCGGGGCCAAUGCCAGCCCAGCCACAGCAGACGGCCCAGGAGUUAGCUCCCUCUCUCUCGACCCCACACCCCAAGUCUUUAAAUGCCUGAGCCCACGCUGGGUCCCAGCCCUGUUGAGCCUAAGGAGCCCAGAACCACAUUCCCUGUCUCCGGGGCUGGGCCCCCCUCGAAUGCUUUUGAAGCUGACUGUCUGUGGGCCUUCUGGGCACAGUCCUGGAAUUCUAAGUAUUAAUCAGUUCAGUGUUUGCUGUCACUUGAGUAGCCGAUCCCUCCAUGACAGCCACAGUUCUCCAAGGUAGCAUCUGGAGUUGUCUUUGGAGAUUGCCAAGGAAAGGCACCCCCAAGCCUUUGAGGUGGUCAGGGUACCCCAGUGGGUCUGGGAAGGGCCAUCUGUGGAUCUGGGAGUGGUUUGCCUACCCCCCUCCCACCACUACAGCUCCAACCCUCACUUGUCCAGCCCUGCUGCCCGCCUGGGGCGGUGUCACCUGGGCAGAGGGCAAGCUAAAGCACAAAGUCAUUGUAGGGAAGACCGUGGCGGGGACUUUCUCACGCCACCCACUGUGGUGGCGACGCGGGCAGGCUGUGGCUAUGGAGUUAGAAGUGGCCCGCUCUCUCCCCUCAGGUAGACCAGCCCAGCUCCCGGGGGCAUCUUCUGAUGCAAUCUGGGGCGGGGGUGGGCGCAGCCCCCGGCAUGUCCAGCCCCAGCCUGAGCCCAGCAUCUUCACCAUCAUGUGGGGGGCGGGCAGGGUCUGCCCUGCGAAGGGGGGGAAUUUCUCCCUGCCCCCUGGGGCCUGAACGUGUGGCAUCUGUCUGUUUGCCAUCCCAAACAGGAAACUGCUUCCCGCUCUCUUAGCUUAGCCCAGCGUCCUGGCCCGGCCUCAGGAGCCUCCAUGGGCCUGGCCCUACUUUCCUGGCUCCCAGGGUCCCUCACUGCCCUCUUAGGUGCAAGGACAGAAUCAACAAGGAAAAUUCCGUUUUCUAGGGCAUCUUCGUUCUAGUCCCCACACCCUGCCCGGCCCCAGCACUCCAGCGAGCCCCCAACCCUUCUCAUACCCAGUCCAGUUUUUUGAACCCUUGUCCCGAGGGCUUUGCAGGGAAGUGGGAACUACUCCAAGAAGAGCCAAGGGUCAGAGAAGACCCCUGAAGUGAAGGGCCCCCCCCUGCCUACCAGCUCUUUUCUAGGGAUCACCCCCUGCCCAGGCUGCAGGGUCUUGUUUGGCUUAUGCCCUCCUCGCUAUGCGGCUAUAGCACAAGAUGUAAAUAUGUUUUGUACCUCUGCCGAUGACUGUACAUAGUGUAUGAAAGUUAUUUAAGCCCUCAUGCUGUACAUUUCCGUUCCUAGACUGGACGUGUGUGUUCUAAGAAGUUGUCAUAAAUAAAACACGAAUGACCAUUC
This is a messenger RNA of Neogale vison (American mink), 8922 nucleotides long. RefSeq names its product kinesin family member 21B (gene KIF21B). Gene Ontology annotation, biological process: microtubule-based movement; mitotic spindle organization. The record is from RefSeq and is a predicted model, not a curated record. The coding region runs from base 44 to 4912 and encodes 1622 amino acids. Gene Ontology annotation, molecular function: ATP binding; microtubule motor activity; microtubule binding. The transcript is spliced from 35 exons. NCBI's taxonomy places the organism in Eukaryota, Metazoa, Chordata, Mammalia, Carnivora, Mustelidae.